CAGUACACGAAUCGCACACGCACGCGGUGCACUUGAACAGGGCACAAGCCGGGUAAAAAACGGCUUUUGCUGUUUACGUGUUUUGAUAUUUCAUCCGCAACGUUUGAACUAGAACGACCAAAAACACAGAAAACUGCAUUUCUUCGUUAUGCGGCCGUCCGCGGCUUUUGGUAAACCUUUUACAUAUUUAGCGGCCGUUCCGCCCACCGAUCAGCCACAAUCUCCGCCGGUGUCAAUUGUUACUUCUACGCCACCAACACCGCCGAUUCGUACUGUUACAAAACGAAAACCACCGGUACCACCACCAAGAGGUGAACAGACCAGGCUAACAACUGUACAACCUGUCUCAAAAACCGAAAAUGUGCCAGUCUCUCAAGCUACAGUAAGUCCUGCGGUGAUCUUAGCGUCAUGCACGCCGGUAACGUCUGUGACAGCGGUUAUGCAGCCUCCCAUACAUUUACCAGUUACUAUAACUAGUAAUGCUCCAGAACAAGUACCCUCUGUUUGUACACCAUUGGAACCCGAGGAAGAUUUAACUGCAUCAGCUUUAAUAAGUAAGUUUGAAAAUAGCUGUGCUGUGACGUCAUCGUUGACGGCUUCAAUGGCAACAACCGUUACAAAGCAAUCUGUUCAAGAUCACCGGCCGUCUGAAGUAGAUUCUGGUACUUCUACGCUAGCUGAAAGUACUGACGACGAUGAUGAUAAUGCAGAUGCUAGAGUUGAAGAAGAAGACGACGGAGCGGCAGAUAUAUGGGUGCGAACAAUAGAUUCACCGAUAAAGAAUGUUCAACAUCCUCAAAAAGUUCGCCAUAGUUCAGAUAGCGCGAUUAAAGCUUUACCGCGAGGGCCAUCCCCGUUGGUGGAAAAACGAGGGAGUUUACCAUCAGAUUCCAUCAAAGAGUCAACUGUACUAGACAAGAAGUCAUCGCCUCCGUUACCAACAAAAGAUCUUGUAAAAUCUUCUUUUCGGUCGUCGAACGGUCGCUGUUCUUCACCUGCACUACUAGCUCUCACUAAUCAACAAUCGUCCAAGAAAAUGAGUGCUGCCGAGGCACUUGGUGUAGUUGCUAAACCUUGCCCACGUAUAAUUCCAUCCGUGUUUGAUGUGAAUAGACGUCAAUCUUUAGGAAAUUUAUCUGAACCAAAAUUUAGCAGUACGAUUUCCACCCGAUCAUCUUGGGGGCAACCGUCCGGUGUACAAACAGACGUCGAGUCUACUCAAAGUGAACCGACGUUCGAUUUUAGACGUAAAAAAUUAACUAAACGAUGUUCAAGUGCUGAUGGUAGAAAUCCUGUACAUUUCCACCAUCACCAUCACCAUUACCAUACGUUGUCUAGUAGAGUGACGGCCGAACGUGAUCCUAACUUUGGUGCCAAACGGGCGUUUAUCCAAGAAAAACUUUCCGCUGCUCAAUCUAAUAUUUUGACUCUCCCACGACCUCCUCUUGCCAUACAGAAUGGAAAUGAUUGUAAACCUUCCAAUCGAUCGUCAUGUAAUUGUGGACAACAUCAGGCUACAUCUAAGCCAAUGGCGAUGAAUAAACGAACAGUUUCAGCCGAAGAAUUGUUACCUCCAUCCGAAAUAGAUGAGUUUAUUACCGGUUCAAUGGCUUCAUCAACAGGUCGCGCUUCUUUUGGGAGGUCGCAACGGGUUACAUUUGCUUUAGAUCAACCAUUUCUAACGUCCAGAUCGGUAGGAUGUGUACCAGAUACAGCAAAAAAACCUAUCAAGAGUAACUUAAAGGUUAAAGAUACCUCCACAACUACUCCGGUAGAAGUACUAUCUAGCAACGUCAAUACUAGACUACCUCCUCAGCAUCCACAUCCUUAUGGAAUAGCAUAUCGACUUCCAGUGAAUGCUACUGAUAUUUUGCAGAGCAAAGGAAAUCCGGGUGUGAUAAAAACAUUACACAAGCCAAAGCAAUCGUCAUAUGGAGGUUCUCCGUCACCUGAUUUAAUGUUAAAAGAAGGAAAUAUACGAAGGGGUCGACCGCAGACAAAUUUAUAUGAUGGUUGUGCUACUCUAAACGGAGGAUUAGGACGACACUCGUCCUCUGCAUCAUCUGGAAUAUCAGAUGCAUCAAUUGAAACGGACAAUACCUUGGUGUACAGAGAUGGAAUUUUACUAUCUGGCCCAUUACCAAGUCUUGUUCAGCACCUGGUUCCUACCGCAGAUUAUUACCCAGAUCAGGCUUAUCUGUUCGCAUUUAUUCUCAGUUCACGGUUAUUCGUGAAACCACACGAGUUACUUGCAAAGGUUGUAGCUAUUUGCCAGGCUCAACAGAAGCUUGGAGAUUACGUUUCAGCCGCACAAAAUUCUCAUCAUAAGGAUCAACUGUCACGAUUCGUACCUAAACUUGUGCAGCUGUUAGCCGAAUGGACGGACAAAUUCCCUUAUGAUUUCCGUGAUGAACGGGUUAUGAUCCACGUUCGUGAAAUCACUCAUCAAUGUGUGUCUGUAGAACCUGCCGUCCGGCAUCAGGUGUCUGCCAUUUUGCAGACUUUGUUACACAAGCUCACUUUGUUGGAUAAGUACGAAACAUUCCUGCACCAAACCGGCACGGACGUUACCGUUGCUUCUGCCGAUGCCUUGUCACCGACGGAUACUAUGGACGUGUGUUCAAAUGCUGCAAUACUGGCACAACAACUUACUCUUAUCGAACUAGAGAGGUUAUCUUAUAUAGGGCCUGAAGAAUUCGUCCAAGCAUUUGCCAAAGACAGUCCACAUGUAGAUUCUUCUUUCAAAGAUAUGAAAAAAACCAAAAAUCUCGAAUCCUAUAUUCAUUGGUUCAACAGGCUAAGCUAUUUGGUAGCAUCUGAAGUGUGCAAGCAUUCAAAAAAAAAACAACGAGUAAAAGCCAUCGAGUUUUGGAUCGAAACUGCUAGAGAGUGUUUUAAUAUUGGUAAUUUUAACUCUCUAAUGGCUAUUAUAGCUGGACUUAAUAUGUCACCCAUCAGCCGCCUUAAAAAAACAUGGCACAAAGUUCAACAAUCAGCCAAAUUCACUAUUCUGGAGCAAUAUAUGGACCCAUCUUCGAAUUUCAGUAGCUACAGAUCCACAUUAAAAGCAGCUUUGUGGAGGAGUGCUGGUGCUACGGAUCAACGGCAAAGGGUUGUCAUACCAUUUUUCUCAUUGCUUGUUAAAGACAUAUAUUUCCUUAAUGAAGGAUGUCGGAACAGAUUAGACAACGGUCACAUUAAUUUUGAAAAGUUCUGGCAGCUAGCUAAACAGGUGACAGAGUUCAUUUCGUGGAAGCAGGUGGCCUGUCCGUACGAGAAAAAUACCAAACUUGUGUUGUUCUUGUUCACCACGCCUGUGCUUAACGAAAAAGCACUUACGUUAUUAUCAUUUGAACGCGAACCGCCGGACAACAGCGUAGAAAAAGAACACUACAAAACUUUAAAGACUGCAUUGUAAUAUGCUGUAUUUCAAAUUUGGAUACACAACACCGUGACUUUUUUCUUCUGAUUUCUUCUAAGUCUGUUUUAAGAUUUUUCAAAGCACGUAAAGGUGUAAAUGUUUUUUUUUUCAUUAGUUUAUAAGUUUAAUUAUCAUUGCACUCAAUGCUUCCAUGUUAGUAUUGCGUUAAUCGUAAAUACAAAAUGAUAUAUAUAUAUAUAUAUAAUUAUAAAUAAAGUAAAUAUUAAGAAUAUCACUUAAUUUAAUUUAUAAUUUAAUAAGAUGUAUUUUUGUAUGUACUUAUACUUUAUAUUCAUUGAACUUAU
Messenger RNA from Daktulosphaira vitifoliae (grape phylloxera), 3726 nucleotides. RefSeq lists its product as uncharacterized. The record is from RefSeq and is a predicted model, not a curated record. Lineage: Eukaryota; Metazoa; Arthropoda; Insecta; Hemiptera; Phylloxeridae. The transcript has 12 exons. Gene Ontology annotation, molecular function: guanyl-nucleotide exchange factor activity. Gene Ontology annotation, cellular component: plasma membrane. The coding region runs from base 149 to 3418 and encodes 1089 amino acids. Gene Ontology annotation, biological process: positive regulation of GTPase activity; Ras protein signal transduction.